Molecule: messenger RNA, 1931 nt
Organism: Eupeodes corollae
Lineage: Eukaryota; Metazoa; Arthropoda; Insecta; Diptera; Syrphidae
Gene: Gk1
Product: glycerol kinase
Exons: 4
Coding region: 179-1735 (518 amino acids)
Biological process (GO): glycerol metabolic process; glycerol-3-phosphate biosynthetic process; triglyceride metabolic process
Cellular component (GO): mitochondrion
Molecular function (GO): glycerol kinase activity
Source: RefSeq, a predicted model, not a curated record
UUAUCAGAUAACUAGCUGAGCUAGUUAAAUAAAAUAAAGUAAAAUUACCAUUUCAUUUCUUAUCAGUUAUCUCAUUUAAUUUAUUGAAUUCCUUUUAACGAUAACAUAUUUCUUACAAACUAGCCGAGGUGUAAAGUGCAAUAGUUCUUUUAUUAGGGAGUGUCAAAGAGUUAGAGACAUGAAAUUUGGAAAACUAAUUGGGGCCAUCGAUGAAGGUACAUCUUCCGCUCGGUUUAUGAUCUUCAAAGCCGGAAAGGAUGAAAUAGUUUGCUAUCAUCAGAUGAGUGUCCCCCAGAUCUACCCUCAAGAAGGAUGGGUAGAACAGGAUCCAAUGCUAGUGCUUUCUAUUGUGAGUACGUGCAUUGACGAAGCACUAAAAAAACUCGUAGAACUGGGAGGACAAGUUGAAGAUAUAGUGGCUGUGGGGUUGACCAAUCAAAGGGAGUCGACAGUUGUGUGGGACAAAAAUACUGGCAAACCUUUGCACAAUGCCAUCAUCUGGUUGGAUAUGCGAACCUCUUCCACUGUUGACCAUUUGAUGGAGAGCAUCCCGAAUAAGUCGUAUAAUAAAAACUAUUUGAAACCCCUCUGUGGCCUGCCGCUUUCUCCGUACUUUUCUGGGCUUAAACUGCGUUGGCUAAAAGACAACGUACCACACGUAACCAAGGCCAUGAAAGACGGCACUUGCCUUUUUGGGACGGUGGAUUCCUGGUUGAUUUGGAAUCUCACUGGUGGUCUUCAUAUAACCGACGUCACUAAUGCCUCCCGAACGAUGCUCAUGAACAUCGAAACCUUGCAAUGGGAUCCACAUCUGCUUAAGUUUUUCGACUUGCCACGCAGCAUUUUACCCGAAAUCCGUUCAAGCGCUGAAGUUUAUGGUGACAUAACACUGCCAUCGCUGAAGGGAAUUCCCUUAGCAGCUUGUCUGGGAGAUCAGCAAGCUGCUCUAGUGGGACAACAGUGUUUGCACAGAGGACAAGCCAAAGCAACUUUUGGAACUGGAUGUUUUUUACUCUACAAUACCGGCAACUCCAUUGUAAGUUCAGCCCAUGGAUUGCUUACAACUGUAGGUUAUCAAUUGGGCAAAACAGCCAAUCCAGUUUACGCUCUCGAGGGUAGUGUUGCAAUAGCGGGAGCAGCUUUCAAUUGGCUGAAAGACAAUCUUGGUGUCAUUGGAAACCUCAGUGAAGUAGAGGAAUUGGCAAGUUCAGUAAAGAACUGCGGUGAUGUUUACUUUGUGCCAGCGUUCAGUGGAUUGUAUGCUCCUUAUUGGAAUCAAGAAGCUAGAGGAGUGAUCUGUGGAAUUAGCGAAGAAACUACAAGUGAACACAUUGUGCGGGCGACUUUGGAAGCUGUGUGCUUUCAAGUCCGCGACAUACUCGACGCAAUGAACAAAGAUUGUGGAAUUCCUUUGGCAAACUUGAAAGUUGAUGGUGGAAUGACUGCCAAUAAUCUUCUUCUACAGACUCAAGCCGAUCUGGUUGGAAUCAAUGUCAUUCGACCAAAAGUUGCUGAAACAACUUCUCUGGGAGUGGCUCUAGCAGCUUACAAAGCCAUUUCUGAUGCCGACAUUGAUGCACCUGUAUCCGAUGCUGAUAAAAACAGAAUCUAUAAGCCUCUAAUUGGUGAAAACGAACGAGAUGUUCGUUACUCAAAGUGGAAAAUGGCAGUGGAACGUUCAUUCGGUUGGGAUUCAUGUCACGCAGAUGUUCGAAAUCUCUCAUCUUCAUUCUAAGAACACCAAUCGAGAUAUUAAAAAUACAAUCAAUCAAUAAUAAUAACACGAUAAUAGCGAUUUUGUUCUGUUGUUUCAUAUGUGGGUUAUGUCUUUAUAGGGUCAACGAUUUUGUUCAUGUUGAAAAAUUAAAUUAUAAAAAAAGAACCAAAUAAAUAACGAGUAAAAUAAUAAAUAUUUAAAAAGAAAAAUGAAA